ACGCGCCCCUAACCGACGCAACAACAACAUCCCUCCCAAGUGCCAUUGUGUGUUUACUGCACAGAUUAUAUUUAUAUUUUCAUAUUUAGUUUACCAUGUUGUUCCGCGGAUAUCUGUUCUUGUGUGCAGUAUGUUGGACCACGGCGUCUGUGAUUCCGGAGUGCGUGCGGGUGCAAUCCGGUUGGGAGCGGACUGUGAGCUCCAUCGGGGGAAAGUGCCUAAACUGGCUCACCGUGCCAGCUGGAUACAACAUCACACGGAAUAAUACAGGGCUGUGGGAUCAUGGCUUCUGUCGGCGUGUGGAUUCCUCUGAGAGGCCUUGGUGUUUUGUUUUGGCUGCGGACGGAACGCAGAGACAAGACUGCACACCAUGCCAAGACCAGGCUGUGACUGCUGCGCCUCCUCCACCUUCCGAUGAUGGAGGAGGAGGAGGAGGAGGAGGAGGAGGAGGAGGAGGAGGUGGAGGUGCUGAUUCGAGCAGUGCUACUGCAGGAGGUGAUGGAGGUGAUGGAGGUGGAGGAGGUGAUGGAGGAGGUACCGGUACCAGUGCUGAUGUAGAUCCCGCUGGCCUCCCUCCGCAGACGGGCGGCGUUGCGGCGAAACCGGAGCCGAAACCGAACCCGGGCAUCAGCCGGCGCGUACGGGUCGGGCCCAAGAAGAAGAAGGACCUCGGAGCCCUCGGUUAUGUUCUCGGUGGUAUUAUGAUGCUCAUUAUCAUCAUGCUCGGAACCGGAAUCGUCUUUGGAUAUUUCUACAAGAAGGGCCAGAAACUAAAGCAGCAUGCUGAGCAGCGUGCGUACGAGCAGGAGAUGCACCGGAUCAACCUGCCCCUCUCCGCCUUCUCCAACCCCAUAUGCCAACUGGACGACGAACCCAGCGCUACACACACACACCAGGCGGCGCUGUUGGAGCAGGAAGAGGAGACACAGGAGAGGGUGGAAGAGGAGGAGGACAGAGGAGGAAGAGGAGGAGGAGGAGGAGGAAGAACAGUCGUGGAGGAGGUGAAGAUUAGACUGCAGGAGGCGGUAUUGACACUCCAGGAGGAUGAAGAGGAAGAGGAGGAGGAGAGGGGAGGAGGAGGAGGAGGUGCUGACCUUCGUCUCAAACAGGCCUCAACCGACGCCUCUGGUGCCUGAUGACCUUCAGGGGUCACGUAGACCUUCUGACCUUUUGACCUCUUGGACAGAGAGAGGAGUGCUAUUAUGGGAUGGAUAGUUGGAGGACUGAGGAUGAACUUUUGACCUUUGACCUUGUUGACAGAGGAGUGGCCGCCUCCCCUUAGUGGCUCUCUGCUGGGUUGCCGUGACGAUUGGGAUGGGAUUCUUCUGGGUUGCCGUGGCGAUGGGGUGAGGAGAGGAGAGGAGAGCGAGCCGGCCUGAUGUGUGUGUGUGUGUUAUACUGCUGCUGCUGAUGAUUAUAUUAUAGUGUUUUAGGAACGCUGACACGUGAUUGGACAAGCCAUUGGAACGCUGAUACAUAAUUGGACAAUCCACUUCCUUACUGCUGGGGGAGUUUUCCAAGACCAUGUAUCAGUAGUGAACUUAACCUUCAGGUAGCGGCCAUGUAAAUCAUGUAAUAGAAGAGCCUGCAGCCCUCGUUUUCUAAACUAAAUGAUGCCUGCAGGUGCAUCUAUUAGACGAUGAACCUCCUCCUGUGGGCUAUCUCUGACACUGGAAAAUAACACAAGAUGAAGAAGAAGAAGAAGAAGAAGAAGAAGAAGAAGAGGAGAGCUUUCGGGGAGGAGGGGGAGGGGUGCGAUAGUGGACCACGGCACCAAGGGAGUAGGCGGCCGGUAACACACCUUACGCAAAGAAUCUCGAACUACUGACUUGGAGGAUUCAUCACCACAGAGGUCACGGGAAGCCUUCACUAGAGACUUGUAAAGUGGAGGAGACACACUCACACUAUCUAUGCCGAAUGAUUAACAAAGUUCUUAACUGGGUGCUGAAUCCCACUUAAAACAUAGAGAAGGGAUUGAAGCGAAGGACAGCACUCUUCAGAUAUUUUUUUUUUUAGUCGCCGAAUAAAGGUGUUAAAGUCUUCAGAUUUGUCUGUUUAUCAGCCUACUAAUGUUCUGGGCAGGGGUCCGUUUCUCGAUUGUUGUCGUUGCUAAGCGCCUUAAGACCGUGUUAAGACGUAACACCAUUCCCUUGGAUUUAGUGUUGCUAAAGCGUUGCUGUUGAGAGAGAGUUGUGUCGUUCUUACAAAGGACGUUGCUACCAUCGUUAGCAAAGACGCUUUUGAGAAAGCCACCCCAGAUCCGGGUCUGAAGUCCGCUGUCCAUCGCUUUGUUCCCUCAGGCGUUCAAGAGAGACACAGCUAGCACUACCAAAGAUCUUGAUAUCCUCCAACUCCACUGCACGGGAUUUCAACUAUACCAUUGAUUAUGCAGAUGCUCUACACUGUACUGCUUGUGUGUGUGUGUGUGUGUGUGUGUGUGUGUGUGUGUGUGUGUGUGUGUGUGUGUGUGUGUGUGUGUGUGUGUGUGUGUGUGUGUGACGGGGGUUUGGAUGGGGCAGGGCUUUGUCUGUCCCCAUAACAAUUAUCAUUAUCAAGGAUGUUUUGAAAUGCGGUUUUGCCUUCAGAUGCAAGUUACUAUACGAGCAUGUUGUUGUCAUGUUGUUGCCAUGUUGUCAUGUUAUCGUCAUAUUGUCAUGUUAUCAUAUUGUUGUCAAUCAUGUUCUCAGUGCCACCAAAGACUUGCCCAGUAGAGUAAGAUACUUCAAGCCUGUGCAUUUCCUGGAUUUCCUUCGAGUUCCCCCUUGGUGAUGUAGAUGGCGAUAGAGCACAUCUUAUGCAAGCCGUCACCAAACGCCUUGACAAGAGAAGAAGAAGGAGGGGAGGGGACAAUGCCACAGCCGGUUUACAUAAACCCUCUCUGACAACGCCCCCUUAGGAGACUGAACUUGAGCACACUCCUUGUCAUUGGGUGGUUGGAGUUUGAAUCAUCUUACUCUACCAAGAAAAUCUUUGGUGCUACUGUCCUGAGAGGGGUUAUGUUUGGGUUUGGGGUUUAUCUGGGAAGUGGGAUGCAUUUCAGCACAUGUGAUCGAUUGUUUUGUUUUGAUCAUUUUUGUUAAUG
Molecule: messenger RNA, 3082 nt
Organism: Engraulis encrasicolus (European anchovy)
Lineage: Eukaryota; Metazoa; Chordata; Actinopteri; Clupeiformes; Engraulidae
Gene: pik3ip1
Product: phosphoinositide-3-kinase interacting protein 1
Exons: 8
Coding region: 96-1136 (346 amino acids)
Source: RefSeq, a predicted model, not a curated record